AUGCCGAAACGGAGCGCCGUUUUGUCGUCCCCGCAGAAGCCCGAACAUUUUUGCAGCACCUGCGGUCAAGGCUUUUGCCAAGUUUCGUCGUUGAAUGCUCAUCAGGAGGUGAUCCACAGUAACAGAAAGCUUAUCAUCGACCUUCCGGAGUUCGAAAUACCGGACUCGGUCGAAUGGCCGCUGCCGUCGAUGUUGAAGCGCGAGCGCCGCGAAGAGGCGAAAGCCGAAGGCGUAUCGGCGGCUCAGAAUGCUGCUGAAAUUUCGGCUGAGGGCGUCCUCGAAGCGCCCGUGUCCACGGCACGCAGACUUAAGUGUAAGUUGUGUAGCGUUGCGUUCACAGAUCGCUUGGAAUGGGCGCAACACAUACGUCAGGAUCAUGAUGGCAGUCCUCCUCCGCAAACGACAUCGAGGAGGAGGACUGUGGAUGACGACGAUGUUAUCAUUAAAAAAGCCAGUAAACGGUGGACGACAAACCUUAGAGGGAUUCGGUACGAAAACUUGGACGAUGAAUCACGGGCAAAAAUGGUGCAAUGUCCAGAAUGCAAGUUGUUCUAUAGUGACAAUCGUGGACUGGGUGCGCACAUGUACCACAAGCAUUCAGGCGACAGGGCCUUGCGAAAGGCAGCAUUUUCGACACCCGGACGUAAACCGAAGAAGUUGGCUCGGUAUCAUGAUGGCAUAGAAGAAACUUCACCAGUACAGCAUCCGCUACUUGAGUCUCAAGUGUUGUAUGAACCGACGGCGACCAUGGUGAACAUUGUUGAUGGUGAUAACGAACUGCCAUCGCUGACCAAACAAGGACCGCAACUACCGACGGGUGUGGAACAACAGGCCACGACCGUCAGUGCUGUCGCUACUCCUACGUCUGUUGAAGAUAUGGAAGCAGAGGAGCCAGAGAUCGAACCAGAGCCGGAACUUGAGGACGAACUGGAUGCUGAAGAAUCAGUAUCUGAAGUGGAGAACUAUCCUUGCAAGUACUGUGCAGAUCGUGUGUUCCUAACCUCCUACGGUUUGGAGCGUCAUACGAAGCUCAGCCACCCGAAGUGCGUGUAUUCGGUCAUGCAGGACAUCGAGCGAUUGCAAAGCUUCGCAACGCCAUCUGACGAAUUUGCGGAUGGAAUGUCCAUCACCCCGAUGGUACCAGGUCCGCCCAAACGAGGACGGCGACCUGGUGCUGGUAGACGGCCCAAAGCGACAGCACAUUUCAAUGCACGCAGCAGCGGCUUCACACCUCCUCCAGACCUGAGCGACAGCAUGGGUGACUUCAGCACUGACCCGACAUGCACCAGGCCAGAAUUGGAGCCAUUCAUGGAGAUCCCGCAACCGGACGACUUGGAUUUCCAUCACGAAAUCAAAGAUGCUAAAACCGUCACUGUUAUGCCACGCACGGUCAUGCCAUCAUCGACCGAAACAACGUUAACCAGUGAUUCAACGUCCACCGCUGCUCCUCUUUCGCUGGAAAAUGACCGCGACGUCUUUCGGGUAAUUAUGUUAAUUUUUCUUCAAAAUAAAUAGAU
This is a messenger RNA of Soboliphyme baturini, 1517 nucleotides long. The record is from the annotation of a GenBank genome assembly. Lineage: Eukaryota; Metazoa; Nematoda; Enoplea; Dioctophymatida; Soboliphymatidae.